Molecule: messenger RNA, 913 nt
Organism: Aspergillus alliaceus
Lineage: Eukaryota; Fungi; Ascomycota; Eurotiomycetes; Eurotiales; Aspergillaceae
Product: terpene synthase family protein
Exons: 3
Coding region: 224-862 (212 amino acids)
Source: RefSeq, a predicted model, not a curated record
AAGGACAAGGAAACAAAAUAUUUUGAUGCGAUGAUUGAUGCAGCGGUAUCACUUCUCGUGAAUGCGGUGCCAAUGGGAAAUUUAACGAGGAUGAAGAUACUCACAAAGCUCUACGUCUUUUUCUUCAUGAGUGACGGUGAAUGAAUAUAUGGAUGCUGUUGGUUUCUCGGUUUUUCUAACCUGAUUACGUGCAGAUGUGGUUGAUUCUGGAAAUCGCGUGACGAUGAUUUCAAGCCAUGACGCAUUGCAACAGGAGCCGGGAUCGGAUAUCACAGUAUACGAUAUGCUAGCGCGUGAGAUACUCUCCGAAGAUACUAUUCAGGGUGUACGGUUACUAGAGAGUGUUAUAUCCUGGGUAUCGGCGACACAAAAGAACCCCCCCGAGAGCUUCCCCACACUGAAGGAUUAUAUGACGUAUCGGGUGGGUGAUGUCGGGGUCCGUGCGGUCUUUCGCAGCGUGGAGUUCGCUUGCGAUAUUCCCUUGUCCGAAACGGAUCUAGAAGCCGUCUCCCGUCUCCGAUCCCUGUGCGAGAAGCACUUCUUACUGACCAAUGACCUGUACUCCUACGCCAAAGAAGCGAUCGCGGAACAGACGCGCGGAGAUCCUGUUCUUAACGCUGUCCGAGUCGUACAGCGCUUCAUGAAUACUUCCGUGGCCUUGGCAACAGCGAUUGUCCGACAGGUCAUUCGGGACGUUGAGCACCAGAUGAACGACGAAUACGAGCAUCUGGCUCAGGGCGCUACCAACGCACAACUGACAUACGCACAGGGGCUCAUUACCGCUGUUGCAGGGAACAUGUUCUUCUCGGCCACUUGCCCUCGCUAUGCGCGAGCCGUCCAGGGGUCCAGAUUGCAUGCAUAAACCCACUCGUAGAUGAGAUGCCAUGGCGCAUCACCAUGCAUUUCUACACUA